AUGUAUAGGAUUAUGGCGCUUCAAUUUCCUUUACCCUUUUUCGUAAACAAAUAUACAAUGCACUUUCCCAACUGGGAAACGCUGCAAUAUGGAACAAAGCGUCUACCAAACGGAGACGACUACUCUCUACGUCGGAAGUUAUUUUGAGCCUGCAGCUCGAGUGGAGGGUGUUUCUGUGAUACUCCAGCCAAUCACGUUGGCAGACAUGACGGCGCAACAGUUAGUCCCUUUAGCUUCACUGGAAAUACUUCGAUACCAACAACACUUUUGUUAGCUGUAAGCAAGCUAUAUAUAGCUAGCAAAAUAAGAUACUGAAAAGACUGGCAGUGGCUGCCAACAAUGCAACGUUUCUCAAAGGGUGGAGCAAAACUGGAAAAUGUAUUCGAAAGAGCAAAGUAACAUGUAUGAAUAACUUUAUUUUAACUCGCAACUACUGGCUAUGAGAACAGCUAACGUUAGCAAAGAAUUCCAGAAGAACUAACGUUAGCUAGCUAAAUAACUAAGACAUGGCUACCACCAGGGAAAUACAAUACCGAAGCCCCACAGUGAGUAUCAAGCAGGAGCAGGACGAUGACUCGGACACGGAGGAGUCUCACAUUGGUUUCAAGAAGUCGGAUGGACGCGAGUCGCAGAUAAUCCACAGUGGUCACUUCAUGGUGUCCUCGCCGCACAUUGAACACCCACCAAGAAAAGGUUACGAUUUCGACACAGUCAACAAACAAACCUGUCGGACGUAUCACUUCGGGAAGAAGUGUACAUCACAUCUCUCCAUUGACGCGUCGUUGACAAAACUUUUCGAAUGCAUGACCCUUGCAUACAGCGGAAAGUUGGUGUCACCAAAAUGGAAGAACUUCAAAGGCCUGAAGUUGCUGUGGAGAGACAAGAUCCGACUCAACAAUGCUAUCUGGAGGGCCUGGUACAUGCAAUAUGUGGAGAAGCGAGAGAACCCUGUCUGCCAUUUUGUUACUCCUCUGGAUGGGACCGUGGACAUGGAGGACCAUCGUCCGGCAGAGGCAAUUGCCACAGAGGGGAAAUAUUGGAAAAGAAGAAUUGAAAUUGUAAUUCGAGAGUAUCACAAGUGGAGGACAUAUUUCAAGAAAAGGUUACAGAAGCACAAGGAUGACGAUCUCUCAAGCCUUCUCAAGGGGCCGGAAGAACAGUUUUCGCUGUUUGGGGAUGUCUUUCCAGACACCUUCCGUGUGUCCCUUUAUCAGGAUGAGGAAAUGGCUGGGCGCCGCAUUGCUCGCAAGAGCCGUGAGUCACCCGUCCCCAUGGAGAUGGACCCACUCUUUGACAUGGAUGUGCUGAUGUCAGAGUUUUCUGACACACUCUUCUCCACGCUGGCCUCCCACCAGCCCAUGGCCUGGCCCAAUCCCAGGGAAAUAGCUCAUGCAGGGAACGCAGACAUGAUCCAGCCUGGACUCAUCCCCCUACAGCCCAACCUGGACUUUAUGGACUCCUAUGAGCAAUUACAAGACUUAUUUCACAGCCUCCGUCAGCCCAUCUUCCCCUCUGCUUCCCUCACUGCCUCAUCCGCCACUCCUCUACACAGCAGUAGCUCUCAAUCCCAGGGCCAGCUUCUCUCCUCCAUGCACCUCUCAGCUGACCUUCCGCCCGUCAGUCAUGACCACAGACUCAUCGCCUCCCAAGCCCCCCUGACUAUCUCCUCCCUCAUGUCCAAUCAAACCAGUGGAAGCCCCUCUUAUGUACAGAACUACAUGCCUCUGUUCUCUGGGCCGGUGCCCCCUAGUGCUCAGGUUGGAGGCUCCUCCCUCAUGCAAACCUCAGCCCUUCCCACGGUGCGGCACACCCAGACCUGCCAGGGUGCUGCCACCCCAACAUUAGUAGCCCCCCCACCCCUAGACGAUGCCACAAGCCUGGACGGUUCCCCGCCCUCAUCUGUCAUCACACAUACAAUCACCUCCACUGUUCUACCCAGUGAUGCUGCCACCACCUUCAGUCACAGCUCUGACUUCAGCUCCCUAAACCGGGAACCUCCACCACCACCCCUCCAGCCCCUGCCACCCUCACCUGCCACCACCCCACAACACUCCCAGACCUUCGCCCUGCCCAGACCCAUCCUGCCCUCUUGCUCCAACAAAAAGACACGCCGUGUCCAAAGGAUUGUUCCUGCCAUCUCCUCGUCUCACCUCAUCCUAACAGCACCCUUCCCAGGGCAUACCAGUGCAGUGAUUGUUACUCCAACCCCCCUGAAAGCAGAUGUGGUUCCCUCAACGGGCGUGAUCAUCGGCUCCUCCAGCCUAUCAAGGGCUCCUGGAUUUCACAUCCUUCCACAGACUCCGAAGUCUCCCCAGCUCAUUAUCCCUAAAGAGGAGACCUACUCUUCCAGCCGCAAGAAACAAGAACCCUCCACAAGUACUGGGCAUGAGGACCAUAGCUCAGGUCAGGGGUCACUGUGUGGGUCAGAGCAGGUCUCCAGUCCUCAGUCUCCACACAGCAGCUGCAUUGCCCUUUCCAAGAACGAGUCCAACCAGAGCCGUAGGGUGACCCAUAUCACUGCUGAACAGAAGAGGCGCUUCAACAUCAACAUUGGCUUCAAAAUGCUGUGCAGCCUGAUUCCUGCUCUCAAGUCCCAGUCCAAUAUCAGUAAUGCAGUCACGCUGCAGAAGACAGUGGAGUACAUUACGAAGCUGCAGCAGGAGAGGCAGCAGAUGCAGGAGGAGACCAAAAGGCUACGGGAGGAGAUUGAGGAGGUCAAUGCCUCCAUAAAUGUGUGUCAGGAGCAGCUGCCUGCUACAGGUGUGCCCAUCACACGCCACCGAUUCGACCACAUGCGGGAGAAGUUUGAUGAGUACGUGAAGAGCCGCACACUUCAGAACUGGAAGUUUUGGAUCUUCAGCAUCAUUAUUAAACCCCUAUUUGAAUCCUUCAAUGGGACUGUCUCCACCACAAGCAAAGUGGAGCUGUGUGAGACCACACUGCAAUGGCUGGACCGUCACUGCUCCCUCCAUGUGCUGAGGCCCAUGGUACUGAGCACUCUCCGACAGUUCAGCAUUAGCACAUCCAUCCUUACUGACCCCACCCUUCUGCCUGAGGAAGCCACCCAGGCUGUCACCAACACCCACAGUCACUUUGCAGACUCCUAGCCGCACCUCCAGGGGAGGGGAAGAUUGAUUCAGAUAGAGUGCAUGGUCAUAGUACCCUCUAGUAUAGCACUCCACAGAGGGUCUCUACCACAAAGUACUCUAACCUCUCCAGAUUGAAAAAGACCUUGAAACUACAGAAUGGAAAAGUACCAGCACUAGUUUGCCGUAAAGGUAAACCAAAGAAGUUACUCUGUCUUCCACCCUAUCCAUUACCAUUUAGAACAGGACAUGAAGUUUGUGGUCUUUUUAUACGUGACCUCAUCCAGCUUACUGACCUCUCAUUCCUACACAUUGCCUGGGCUUUGCGGUCAACAACCCAAGCUCGGUGCAUUACUUUGGAUGAUCAAUACACACCACACACAGAACAACAUUUGCAGCAUAUUAUGAACCCAGCAAUAACAUUGCUCUUUGUUAAUGUAACUCGCCACACUGUUGAUGGUGGAACUCCCAAUUAGUUUUAAGGCUUGCAGUGCCUUCAGAAAGUAUUCACACCCCUUGACUUUUUCCACAUUUUGUUGUGUUAUAGCCUGAAAUUAAAAUGGAUUAAAUGUCGUUUUUUUUGUCACUGGCCUACGCACAGUACCCCUACGCACAGUACCCCAUAAUGUCAAAGUGUAUAUAUAUAUAUUUUUUUAAAUAAAAUUACAAAUUCAUUCAAAAUGAAAAGCUAAAAUGUCUACAGUCAAUAAGUAUUCAAUGCUUUUGUUAUGGCAAGUCUAAAUAUAUUCAGGAGUAAAUAUUUGCACAUAUGUUGUAUUGACUCACUCUGUGUGCAAUAAUAGUGCAAUAAUAGUGUUUAACAGGACUAACCCAUCUCUGUACCCCACACAUACAAUUAUCUGUAUGGUCCCUCAAUCAAACAGUGAAUUUCAAACACAGAUUCAACCAGAAAGAUCAGGGAGGUUUUCAAAUGGCUUGCAAAGGAGGGCACCUAUUGGUAUAUUUGUAAAAAAAAAAAAGGCGUUCUUCCUAAUUCAGUAGCCGGAGAGGAACGAAACCAAGCUCUCAUGGUUACAGAGUUUAAUGGCUGGGAUAGGAGAAAACUGAGGAUGGAUCAACAACAUUGUAGUUACUCCACAAUACUAACGUAAUUAGAGUGAAAAGAAGGAAGCCUGUACAGAAUUGUAUUUUCUUCUCCAAAACAGGCAUUCUGUUUGCAACACGGCCCUAAAGUAAUACUGUAAACAAUUAUGCAAAGCAAUUCACUUUUUGUCCUGAAUACAAUGUGUUAUGUUUGGGGGAAAUCCAAUUCAACACAUUACAGAGUAUUACUCUCUCUAUAUUUGCAAGCAUAGUGGCUGCAUCAUGUUAUGGGUAUUUUUAGGUUCUGAACAAAGAGUAAAAACUCAAAAGGACGACUAGGAAAAGCUCAAACCAAGUUAUUCCCCCACUGGGUAAAACAGCUGCAAAGGCAAAAGACGUGUUUACACAAGCACAUAUAUUUAUACCCUUCUACUAGGCUGUGUCAACUCUUUGCACAUCUAAACAGCCAAUACAUCUCUUUUGCAAGUCCGGACUUAAUUGGUUCCUCUCACUGGUGUGGUCAUGGCCCCGCCUCCUGCUAGAACCUUCAUGGGCAUGGAAGUAUAAUGUUUGUAACAUGACUGUUCCUUGUCACUUCAUCUGACCCGACCUCGGGACAAAUUCCUCACUCCUCCCUACUCCACGGCUGUCCUACCUUAUCAGUGACUGAAACCAGACUGUUGCAGUUUGCUUCUCUCUUUAGGAGCCAUGAGAUUUAACAAUACCAUGUUUUGAGAAUGUAAACUUUCUGCACUCCCCCUUCCUCACUCAGUAACUGUCCAUACACCGAGUUCUUACACUCUCUAUAGACCCAAACGUAUGCAUUCCGUAUACAUGUAAAGUAAUCAAUAAGUUCUAGUAUGGUAACAUUAAUAAGUAUAUUUCAAACUAGAAUCCAACAUUAUGCUUGUAAUCGUUAAGGACUGUGAAGUUUUUCAGGUUAAAAAAGAAACAGAAUGUAGCUAAGCACAGGCAAAAUCCUAGAGGUUCAGUCUGCUUUCCAACAGACACUGGGAGAUGAAUUUACCUUUCAGCAGGACAAUACCCUAAAACACAAGACUAAAUCUACACUGGAGUUGCUUACCAAGAAGACGGUGAAUGUUUCUGAGAGGCAGAGUUACAGUUUUGACUUAAAUCUACUUGAAAUCUAUGGAAAGACCUGAAAAUGGUUGUCGAGCAAUGAUCCACAACCAAAUUGACAGAGCUUGAAGAAUUUUGAAUCAAAUGUUGCACAAAUCAGGUCUGGAAAGCUCAGAGAUUUACCCUGAAAGACACGCAACUAUAAUUGCUGCCAAAGGUCCUUCUACAAAGUUUUGACUCGUGUGUGAAUACUUACAGAAAUAUCUCAUUUACAUAUUUGAUUUUCAAUAAAUUUGCAAACAUUUCUAAAAACAUGUUUUCACUUUGUCAUUAUGGGGUAUUGUGUGUAGAUGGGUGAGAAAAAAAAUAGAUUUAAUCCAUUUUGAAUUCAGGCUGUAACACACCAAAGAAGAAUGGAGUAAGUAUGAAUACUUUCUGAAGGCACUGUACUUUGGCAGGUAAAUAACAUGGUGUUGAACCAGAGGUGUUUUACCCUGCUUGCUCGUUUUAUUAGGUAUUUUUGUUUUUGAGCUCUUAUUGUUAUUUUAAGGUAUGAAACAAAGAAAAUGGAUUAUGAUUUGUCAUAAAAGGGAAAUAUCUCUUGAAUGAGUUGUAGCGUCCUGAGAUUCUGUUGGUUCUGUUGUUGUUUUCUCUGUUGUAUGACGGUGAGUGUGGAUACAUUGAGUGUUAUCAAAAAGGCUAUAAAAAGGCUUAGCACUGAUUGGCAGUAUGCUUUGAGUACUCUGAAAGCCUUCAGUAACUACUUACUACUGUUUCUUCAUCAUAAUUCGGCUUGUGUGCCUUUGCAUCUGGUGGGGUCUCAAACUGAUGCACAGUUGUCUUCCGUGAAGGGUGAGGGUGUCCCAGUUUUUUGUUGCCAGACGUUCUGGGUAUUCUACACUUUUCAUGGGGUGUUGGACUGUUCAAAUAAUACCAGAAGUCUUUAAUAUCCUCAGUGAUGUUAAGCCAAAGUCUAUCCAUGGAAAAAGGUUCACUUUUCACUCAAGGAAAAUUCAGUCUUUACUAAUGGACCCUGGGUGGUUCCUGGACAAGGCCAUGGACAGGUGUGAAGCACUUUGAGCACAUUUAACCUUACACGCUGCAGCCUACCAUUUCAUUGUCUUUUAAACAAACAUUGUGCUACAGGAGCAUUCAAACAUUAUGUGGUGAAUGUUGAUUCUUCUUGUUCUCUCAGGGAUGCGCUGGUGAGCUUUUUAUUCUGCUCCCUAUAACCAAACAAACAAACACAAUCAGGAUAUUUUAUGAUGAAGAAAGCAUUAGCCAUACUGUAAGCAUACAGGUUACAUACAUAGCAUAUGUAUGAUGUUCUUUUUUUGUUUCUUAUAAUCAAGCCAUCCUUAUGUCUAAGGUAUGCUUAUGACAGCGUUAUGCUAGCCUGUCAAAGAUACAUAGCUCUUCUCAUAGUUCAGAUCGUAUUUGUCUAAGAUACAGUUAAACAUUAUAGGUUAUAUUGCAAAAGUAGAAACUUUAAUUUCACGUCUCUCCUUUAUUAGUCUCAGAAACCCUGACCUACAUUGGUACAUUGUGGGAGGCAUUUAGAGAAACUACUCCUUUAUUAGCAAUGCACCUCAGAACAGCAAAUACAUGAAUAUACUUUAUUAUUGCAACUCCUGACUGUUGCAGAGUGAUAUUUAGUAUUUGUUUUUUGUUGUAUUUAUUAUUUUGAUGCACAAUGGAAUUUGCUUGGAAUUAUAUCACAUUUAGCACUAUUGGUUUUGUAUUUCCUGCAUGUAUGUUAUUUUUUUAGAGGCUAUAUGGGCUUUAUGAGAGUCCUUAAUACAUCUCAAUAACUGUGAUCACCUAAAUGUUUGCACUCUUUGCUACUCUACGAGUGGAGUACCCUUUAUCCUAUGACUGGGGACUGUAUUAUUGUUACUGAUUCUGAGCCCCAUGUACAGUAUUGGCCACAUGAGACAGCAUUUCUGUGGGCUAAUCACAACUAACAUUAAUCUAGUGUUAUUCAGAUCAAAGGUUUUAUUUCUGUUCCAUUCAAAGGGAAUUGGAACUAUGCAAAGACUCCAAAAGAACAAGAGCAGAUGGAUGUCAUUAAAAAUGUGUUUGCCAAGCAGUUACUAUGUGGUGGGGAAAGUUUCCAAUAUUCUUUUGUCAAGAAUCAUGACCUGGUUUAUGUUAUAAAACAAGGAUUAACUAUUUUGUUUAAGGGGAGAUUUCAUUUAUGAGAUUACUUUUUGGGAGUCUUUCUAUGUUUGUUCCCCCUGAAAUACAGUAAGUGCUGUAAAUAUUCUCUUUCUUGGUCUACAAAGUAAAGACAUUUUUUCCCCC
This is a messenger RNA of Oncorhynchus masou masou (cherry salmon), 7514 nucleotides long. Its product is annotated as MLX-interacting protein-like. Lineage: Eukaryota; Metazoa; Chordata; Actinopteri; Salmoniformes; Salmonidae. The record is from RefSeq and is a predicted model, not a curated record. Gene Ontology annotation, cellular component: RNA polymerase II transcription regulator complex. Gene Ontology annotation, biological process: positive regulation of transcription by RNA polymerase II. The transcript has 17 exons. Gene Ontology annotation, molecular function: DNA-binding transcription factor activity; protein dimerization activity. Bases 507 to 3107 code for a protein of 866 amino acids.